GGAAAAGCUGACGAGUUCAAAGUAGCACCGUAACGUUACAGAGCGGAGCGUUGAGUGUAUUCACACCCGGAUUAGGAUCUGACAAACUACUGAAAACUCCCACCGGAACCUGGGAAGGACCGUAGCUGCAAACUCACAGCCACACGACAAACAAGCGGAAGUGAAAGUAAAACUGUGUGUUUCCUCGUUCAGACAGUUCACGUCGGAGAGUCGGCGGAGGUUCAGUCAUGAGCUCUUUACAGUUUCAUAGCGUUUUACUGGAGAUUUCGAACCAGUUGUCCGGCGAGCAGCUGAAAGAUCUCAAGUAUCUGUGUGGAGACAUGAUCGGUAAAGGUAAAAUGGAAAAGAUUACCACCGGAACACAACUGUUUCAGGUUCUGACGGAGAGAACCAAACUGGGACCCGACAAGUUGGACUAUCUGUCCCAGUUACUCAAAGAAAUUAAACGACCCGAUCUCUCAAACAAGUUAGAGUGUUUUGAAAGUCAGUCUGGAUAUACCGACAACCAGCCGGAGCAGAAGGAGAGAGACAAAUUGGACCUCGCUACAAAUGUGAUCGUAGAGAAUGUGGGAAGGCGUUGGCGCAAACUUGGCCGCAGUCUGAACCUGAGCGAAGUUAAGCUGGACUCCAUCGCCAGGAGGCAUCCCGAUGACCUGGAGGAAACGGUAAGGGAGCUGCUGAAGGAGUGGAGGAAGAGUCGAGGAGCCGAGGCCCAAACACAGGAUCUGAUAAAAGCCCUGAGAGACUGCCAGUUCAAUCUGACUGCUGAUAAAGUGAAGGAAGCACUCGAAGCUGCCAAUACAGAGCAGGACUGACUUACAAGAUGCUGAUAUUGAUGGAAUUUACAGAUGAGAUUAACUUUGGGAAUGAAAAUGACAGUUAUGAUUAACGUUCAAGAAAGACCUGUUAUAUUAUUUUUGGAAUGAGCUGUUAAGAAAGUUAUAUACAGAUUUAAAAAAAAUGCCUAUCAAUGAAUCGCCGCCCUGAAUGUCAUAAAACAUGCUAAUGUUGGAUAUGUUUUAUAGUUGUUUAAACUAAUUUGACAUUUUGGGAAAUCCAAUCAUUUGCUUUCUGGUGACAAGUAACUUUUGUUGUUUUUACAUAUUGUUUUUUCUGCUGAUGAAACAAACGGGACACAAUGUGAGUUGGUAACCUUUGGACAGAGCCAGACUAGCUGUUUGCCCGUUUCAAGUCUUAGUGCUAAGCUAACCCCCUUUCUCUUUGGCAACUACUGUUGACCUGCUAUCUCCCCCUAAAUAUCCCCCGUCCACUUAGAGAGUGGUACUUAUCUUCUCAGUUUAUGCCAGAAAAAAAAGCACAUUUUUCUAAAAUAUCAAACUAUUCCUUAAAGAUUAGGUUUUCUGACUGAGAUUAUUAUAAAUUGGAAUAUACAGAAAUGAUACCAAGAUAAUAAUACUAUGAGGGAAAUUGCUUUAUUUUCUGAUCAGAAGCCAUUAAACUGAUGACAUUGAUUUUUUCUUUUUCAUGCAAUAUGAAAAUCAAAUGAGAUGCUAUUUGUCUUAUUAACCACAGUGUCUUUGCUCUUUUCAAUUUCACUAAGCAAGUCAGCAAUCAGUAAUCAGUUUGCAGGUUUAUUUUUCAGGACAACCCAAACUGUCAUCCACCCGAAGCCCUCAUCUGCUUCAUCUGCACCAUCUGAUGUCAUCUUGACAGUAGGUCAAAGGUCAUGAGCAGUUUCUGCAGGAGAAAAGCAUGUCAUUAGGAGCAACGUUUGGGAAGGACAAUACUAAAGUGGGAUUGAUGGAUGAUUGAUGUGUUAACAUUCCAGUGAUGUUGCCUUCAACAUUGAAGGGUAGUUCACAUAAUUCUGCUUCAAAAUCAUGCUCCUCUAACCACAUUGAAAUAUAAUAAUAACAGAUCGACUGGAUUUUUCCCUGCUCCUUUAAGUUUAAAAUUCCCUCUUUGUUUAACUCUUUUAUUACACCUUUGUAAUUCUGCUGUAUGUUCCUAAGAAAGCCCAAUAAACAAGGUUGGAAAAAAUACUUUUUCCGCUGUAUAGGCAGCGACAGUGACUCUGCUGUCAGUAGAUGUAACUAAUGUGUGUGUUCAUGAAUGUUUUUGAGUAUUUGUCCUCCAUUCAGCCAAACCACAGUAUACUUACAGCACUGGUACAGCCUGUUCAGCCUGUCAAUGUCAUUCCUGCUCAUCUGGGUGGCCUGGCCGAAGGAUACAUUGUUGUUGGGAAUGGGCAACAUAGUGGGACGGUUGUUCUUGGAGAAGGCGUACCUGGAGAAUCACAUGCAACACAGUGCAAAGCAGGUUAAGCUUGGGUUUGAUUACCUGUAUGGAAAUGAUCCCUGAUGCUAAUUUUAGUUCUUUGAUGUGUGAUACGACAAUAUCUAAAUAUUUAGUUAUGCUACUUCCCCAGAGUCACUGGUAAACAACCCCUUGCACAGGCGAGACUAAACAGAAUUCCCUUACAUCCUCCAGUAAGCUGGGCCCCAGUUUGUCCACUCAGUCAGAGCAGUAGCUCAUAUGUAAUAACAGACAGAAACUUACAAAAUAACGCUGUAAAGUCACAGAAUACAAAGAAACUAAUAGCCAGUAUGUAUACAGUUACAAAGGAAGUGAAGGUUAAAUAAAAGUGUAUGAAAUAAAGUCAAUGACAAAAACAUGAUGUUAUCCAUACUUCUCAUAUUGCAUGACAGAGUUGUAGUCAUAAGGAGUUCCCUGGUUCAGAGUGUUAAUCUUGUCAAAGUUGUAUGCCAUGCCUGCGGAGAUAACAGAAAGUAUACAUGUAAAUGCACACACAUGUUUUAAGAUAAGAAAGAUCUGAAUUUCAGUAAAAUAAAAAAAAACACCUGCAAUUUUUUAGAUUGCCAAAUGUAAAUUGUACUAAUUAGCUUUCACUCUUUAUAGACAGUUAACACAUCUGAAUGAUGAAGCCAAGAAAGAAGAAAGAGUUACGAGUAACUUCACGCUAAUCACUUUAUUACACUAUGUAUUGAUCUUGUGUCAUGUUUGCUGUGUUCAUUACAACAAUGGUUUUCUGUUCUAACUGCGCUUGACCCAAAAUGUGGAUGUGUCGAUAGCUAUCUGCAAUAUGAAGGCCCAAAGUCUUGAAUGAUAGAUGGCACAGCUUUGAUGACAUGUGGGGCUGAGUUCUUUUUUAAAAGUUGGUAACUUGGUCACCCCUGAACAAUGUGCAGAUUAUGGGCAAUGUUUGUGCCUGUUUUGAAAUGUAAAAAGAAUGCACUGAUUAAAAAUGACAGUAUCUUUA
Centropristis striata (black sea bass) is the source of this 3241-nucleotide messenger RNA. It is a transcript of the gene fadd, whose product is annotated as Fas (tnfrsf6)-associated via death domain. Gene Ontology annotation, molecular function: protein binding. The coding region runs from base 228 to 815 and encodes 195 amino acids. The record is from RefSeq and is a predicted model, not a curated record. Gene Ontology annotation, biological process: signal transduction; regulation of apoptotic process. Lineage: Eukaryota; Metazoa; Chordata; Actinopteri; Perciformes; Serranidae. The transcript is spliced from 2 exons.